Messenger RNA from Rhizoctonia solani, 1011 nucleotides. RefSeq names its product Ydr279p protein family (RNase H2 complex component). The transcript is spliced from 7 exons. The record is from RefSeq and is a predicted model, not a curated record. The coding region runs from base 1 to 1011 and encodes 336 amino acids. Lineage: Eukaryota; Fungi; Basidiomycota; Agaricomycetes; Cantharellales; Ceratobasidiaceae. Gene Ontology annotation, cellular component: nucleoplasm; ribonuclease H2 complex. Gene Ontology annotation, biological process: RNA catabolic process; ribonucleotide metabolic process.
AUGUCAACGCACAUUGCUGUCCUCCCAAAAGAGUUCCAGGAGGCCUUGGAACGAUCUGGAUCAUCGCUGCGCCCUCUUCAACUACCCCACCCUCGAACAGGCCUUCAAGCGCUAUUCGUAUAUCAUGGAUCAACCAUGCUUGAGCUUCAUUCCGUAACCCCGGAUGCACCUCGCUCCUGGUUCGUUGGACAGUCCGUAGUUUCCAAUGGAAAUUUAAUGCUAAUGACACCCAUUGACCCCGUGUUUAUUCUAAUUCCCUUCCUUCAAACGCUCGACCCCAAAGCACCUUUUAAACCUACAGACGACUUCCUUGAAGAAGCCCUCUUGAAGUACUCUGUCCCUGAUGUCAACAAACAAGACGUAGCGUUGUUCAUGACACUAGGUUGCGCUCGACGAGCACUCAAACAGCUGUGCGAGACAAAAGGUUCAUCCCCCCGGAUAUCACUGUCCAUAAGCCAUCCCCGAACGCAUCAGGGCUUUCAUAAAACGAAGAGUGGAGAGAGUCAUAUCCGCUCAACAACCCCCAGCUCCAGAGCCCGAGUCAGCUCCACCGCCAGAACAGCCUCACCAGCCUCCAACUCGUCAACCUCGACAACAGCCCAAUCGUUCCCGGCUAUCCAACGACAGCACCUUCGACUCGGUCUUUCGGUUGAAGAACUCGGCCCCCUCGAUUGUCCCAAAGCAGAGGCCAUUCGCGCGGCCACGCGUAUCAAAAUUGCGAGCGAGAUUGUCGGGAACUGGGUAGAGGAGGGAUUGAUGGCGGAUGUGUUGGGCACAUACGAUAUAUCCGCGUAUACCGAUCACGCCGCUGUACGGGCUGAACAAGCCCGCGCCGAACUUGCGGCUGCGACGUCCCGAGCAGAAGCAGCGGAAGCAGGUAAAGGCGGGAAAUCAAAAGCAGGGGAGAAGCGAAAGGCGGGAGCACAAGCUUCUCGUGGGGUGGACAAGCUCAAAAAGGCGAAUACGAAGGGUAUGGCGACGCUUAAUACAUUUUUUGGAAAGAAAGAGUAA